Molecule: messenger RNA, 1410 nt
Organism: Auxenochlorella protothecoides
Lineage: Eukaryota; Viridiplantae; Chlorophyta; Trebouxiophyceae; Chlorellales; Chlorellaceae
Product: Putative methyltransferase C26A3.06
Exons: 3
Coding region: 1-1410 (469 amino acids)
Biological process (GO): rRNA (guanine-N7)-methylation
Cellular component (GO): nucleolus
Molecular function (GO): rRNA (guanine) methyltransferase activity
Source: RefSeq, a predicted model, not a curated record
AUGCACGUUGUCAACACGGCCCAUGGCAAUGCGACACCUCUGGCUUGCUGGGGAGCUCCCUGCCUGCUCGCCGACCUGGGCUGUGGCUCCGGCCUGAGCACCGCCGCCCUCCUGUCCCUGGGCGGCUCCAGGCACGCCGUGGUCGGGCUGGAUGCCGCGGGCGGCAUGCUGACGCUGGCGGCGCAGGACCCCGUCCUCCGGGGCUGUCUGGCCCGCUCCGACUUUGGCCAGGGCCUGCCCCUCCGCCGCGCCUCCCUCCAGGGAGCCAUUAGCGUCUCUGCCCUGCAGUGGCUGUUCGCCGCCCCAGACCCCGCCCGCGCCACCCGCCGCUUCUUCGCCGACCUGCACGCCGCCCUGGAGCCCGGCGCGCGCGCCGCUUUCCAGCUGUACCUCCCCGGCGACGUCGAGUCGCGGGCCCUCCUCCGGGCGGCUGCAUCGACCGGCCUGCGCGCCACCUACUUCGUGGACUUUCCCCACCCCACCCCCGCCAAGAAGUACUACCUGUGCGUGAGGCGUGAUGACCGCACGCGGCGCGAACCCUCACACGACCCCCCCCCCUGCUGUCCACUGGCCUGGCCCCACACCGCGGCCUGCACGCUGAGCUGGGCGGCGGGGCAGGGGCUCGGGAGCGACCUGGACCAGGCCCGCACCCGGCUGCGGGCAGAGCACGCGCGGCACGCCGCACACGCGCUGCGCAUGCUGCGGCGGGCCGCGCGCGCAUUCCUGGCGGCGCGCGGCGCCGAGGUGGCCGCCGCCGGCGCCACGCGCUCCGAACACCUGGCCCGCCCGGGGUCCGGGGCGAUGGUGCCCUGCGGCGCGCCGCUGCACGCCUGGUGCAGCGCCGUGCUCGGCCCCAAAACUGCCACCGCCCCAGUCGGCCCCUCAGAUGCUGAGGACUCGAUUGGGCCCGCGCCCGACUCGACGCGAGUCGGCCCCAUGGCGGACGCAAUCACGAUCGCGGAGCAGCUCGGCAUCCCGGGUGCCGAGGAGUGGGUGCUGGAGCCCGGCCCGGCGCCCCCGCCCGCCCCGCCCUACCUGGCGGCGCUGCAGCUCGCCCUGGAAGAACCCCAGACCGGGGUCCGUGCGCCGCAACCCGACCCCUGGCUCUGGCUGGAGCCCGUGCCGUGGGCCAAGGCCACGCCGGCGCCCCCCAGCCCGCCGGCGCAGACAGCCGUGCUGCAUGCGGCCAAGCAGGCCCCGCUGGUGGUGAGCCUGGCGACGGCGGGCGAGACGACGGGCAAGGCGGUGGGGCGGGCCUGCGCGGCGCUGGGGGCGGCGGUGGUGGGGCUGGAGGCGGAGGGGCCGCGGGAGGGGGCCAUUGCUGCGUGGCUGGUCCACGUGCCAGCGCCCUCGGGAGAGCAGGCGGCGCGUGCCUGGCAGCACGCCUGGCAGCACGCCUGGCUGGCCUGA